Salvia splendens (bonfire salvia) is the source of this 740-nucleotide messenger RNA. Its product is annotated as E3 ubiquitin-protein ligase RLIM. The record is from RefSeq and is a predicted model, not a curated record. Bases 46 to 588 code for a protein of 180 amino acids. The transcript has 5 exons. Lineage: Eukaryota; Viridiplantae; Streptophyta; Magnoliopsida; Lamiales; Lamiaceae. Gene Ontology annotation, molecular function: ubiquitin-protein transferase activity.
AAACCUCAGUUCAGUUCAGUAUAUUCUUCUUCGAGAAAAGAGAUCAUGGGUGGCUUUUGUAGUUGUUUUCAUGCCCCUGGUAGCCAUAGUUUUUGUCUUGGAUGCUUAUUCAAUAAGCUUAAGAAUAAGCCUGCGAAUGUAUAUAUACCUAAUGAGCACACAACUUCUACGAUUCCUUUGACCACAACACCGGCUGCUAGCAGGCCUAACGACAUAGCUGUUAGUAGCACUGCCAGUUCCAGACAACAUGAUGGAGAAAGUUUGCAGGUUCAGCCCGAGCCAUUUCCACGAAGUGAUGUGCACGUUGUCACAAAAUCCGAACAAGGGGUGCGGAUAUUUGUCACCCCCGAUCCACUGCAGAAGAUUAAAUCCUAUGUAAAAGCUCUGCCAUCUGAUUCAGACAGAUUCAAAUGUGUGUUUCCAGAUGACCGGGAUGAGUGUCCAACAUGUCUUGAAGAAUAUACCUCUGAAAAUCCUAAGAUAACGACAAAGUGUAAUCAUCAUUAUCACCUCAGCUGUAUCUACGAGUGGAUGGAGAGAAGCGAAAAUUGUCCGGUUUGUGGGAAGAUGAUGCUCUUUGACGAAUGAAGCUGAACGACAGUCAAUUCGCAUCAACGAAUCCCCACAACCAUGUUCAUGAAUACUCUUCAUAUCAUAGUACAUUUCUUGUUUUCGUCGCUCCAAAUUUUGUUAAUGGAUCGUAUUCUUGAUGAUGAUGAUGAUCUUCCUAUUCUUUAUAA